AUGAAUUCCUCACUUAAAUUGGUGGUUUUUACAAUUUUCCUCACUAUCGUCCACUCUGCAACAAUAGGGAAACUUCUACAGGUCCCUGAUAAGGAUCCAACAUUAAAAGCGUUGGUUUAUAAAGAGGGUCUCCCGAAGGCUAACGCUAAAUUACAUGACAGUGUGCUCUGGGUGCCGGCUACCACUCAAUUUUCGGCCAGACGGAUUACUGUAAUGAAUCAGGGAAAAUUGUACAGCACGUGGACGUAUGAUAUGUUGUUGCAGCAGAGUAAUUGUCCCAGCAGGAAUACCCCAAUGUCCGACCUGGCCGGAUGCAAGCCCAACUCAUCGUCCCCAAAAACACUUUGUAGUGUUCAUACGUCUCUUUUCGACAACGACUUCUCAUCUGCCGAAUCAGAAGUUUAUUGUACUAAAGCUUGA
Molecule: messenger RNA, 420 nt
Organism: Caenorhabditis remanei
Lineage: Eukaryota; Metazoa; Nematoda; Chromadorea; Rhabditida; Rhabditidae
Exons: 3
Coding region: 1-420 (139 amino acids)
Source: RefSeq, a predicted model, not a curated record